This is a messenger RNA of Entrophospora candida, 527 nucleotides long. The record is from the annotation of a GenBank genome assembly. NCBI's taxonomy places the organism in Eukaryota, Fungi, Glomeromycota, Glomeromycetes, Entrophosporales, Entrophosporaceae.
CAUUAAUGGCAGGAAAAGAGAUAAUAGGAUAUAUGAUGGGAAGGAUUAAUGAAAAAUUUGAUAUAACUGGAGGAAUAACAAGAAAAAUGGCAGGAUAUAUUAGAAAACAUUUAAUAGGAACGGUCAAGAAAUAUGUUUCAACACAACUAAAGGAACAUGUAGUAGACUAUAUGUUAAAUACAAUAGAAAGGAUGGUGAUACCAGAUCACUUGAUUGAAAAACAAAUAGACAACCUAUUAUCAUACGUUCUAAAGAAGACAAAUCUAAUUACAAAAAAUAUAUUUGAGUUCGUAGAAGUAAAUGAUGAAGAAAUGGAAGAAUUAUUGGAAGAAAUACUCAAUGAGGACGAAACAGAUUAUAAAGAAAAGGAUUAUGAAAUUAGUAUACCAGAAUGGAUGAAUCCAGAAAAUGAAGGAAUUGAGGAAUAUGACGAAAGAUUUGAAGAAUUUAUAGAAAAUUACGAAGAAUCAAUUGAGAUAUUUAAUAAAUGGAACCCAUGGAGAAAUAAAGACGAAAUAACCCCAGGA